Molecule: messenger RNA, 174 nt
Organism: Fusarium verticillioides 7600
Lineage: Eukaryota; Fungi; Ascomycota; Sordariomycetes; Hypocreales; Nectriaceae
Exons: 2
Coding region: 1-174 (57 amino acids)
Source: RefSeq, a predicted model, not a curated record
AUGGUAUACUCGCCAUUCUCUCUGCCGAUCGAGUCGUCGCAGAUCAAGCUGCUCAAUAUGGCGCGUAAGCUGAGCGUCGCUGUUGUCGCAUACUCGCCACUCAGCCAUGGACGAUGGAAUUAUCCCUACUUCUGGGGCAACAAGGCCAGAGCGAUUGGCCAAGAAUUUGGCUAG